CACGCGGCGGUUACCGCGCUUCCACGUUUGGCGCUCGCGAUUUAAAACUAAGUCCGGAGCCGCGGAGAGCUAAGAUGAGGACUCCGCGCCCAGAAACAAUGAGUAACUCUUCUCCGAAGACCCGUGGACACCAGCCCGGUGUUUUGUCACCUUUGGAACGGGUGCUGUCAGUGCCCCGGACCGGGAAGGCCCCUCUCAGUACCCCUAACACUCCAGUCCUUGAAGACUUUCCUCAGAAUGAUGAUGAAAAGGAGCGGCUGCAGCGGAGACGCUCCAGGGCCUUUGACCUGCAGUUCAGCACAGACUCCAGUCAUCUGCUGGCCUCCCCCAACAGGUGA
Molecule: messenger RNA, 338 nt
Organism: Peromyscus eremicus (cactus mouse)
Lineage: Eukaryota; Metazoa; Chordata; Mammalia; Rodentia; Cricetidae
Product: condensin complex subunit 2-like
Exons: 2
Coding region: 75-338 (87 amino acids)
Source: RefSeq, a predicted model, not a curated record